Molecule: messenger RNA, 8090 nt
Organism: Ctenopharyngodon idella (grass carp)
Lineage: Eukaryota; Metazoa; Chordata; Actinopteri; Cypriniformes; Xenocyprididae
Gene: chst10
Product: carbohydrate sulfotransferase 10
Exons: 6
Coding region: 275-1372 (365 amino acids)
Biological process (GO): proteoglycan biosynthetic process; carbohydrate biosynthetic process
Cellular component (GO): membrane
Molecular function (GO): sulfotransferase activity
Source: RefSeq, a predicted model, not a curated record
CCACGUCAGAGCGUUCUCUGGCGCACUGUAAUUACGUCAGCGUCCAGAAUUCGCUCAUUUGUUUUCAUUCCCUCGUUCUCCAUAUAGGACAAUAUGUUCCAUUCAUAUACAGAGCACAGUUAAUGUUAACGAGUGACUGAUUACGGACGCAGCUAAUGUUCAGCGGAACACAACACCCGAAUUACUGUGGGAACCCCGACAACAGGAGAUGACAAAAGACACAGAAGAUUUGCAUUGAAAAGGACUUUUUUUUUUGCCUGUCCAUGUGCCAAUAAUGCGUCGCCAUUGGUUGCUGAUUGGUGCUUGUGGCUGGGUGCUGCUCAUCCUUAUGUUCGUCAGCAAGUUCAUUAACUUCAGCUUCAGAAUACCAGGUGACUUUGCUGGGAGGACAGACAUGUUUGUUUGGACCAUGCCUUCUGUUACAACAAAACUACCUUCAGUCCAGAGGCCAGACAAGGGAGCAUCACAGCCAUAUAUAUUGUCCUCAGUUAGUCCCUCUGUGGUGGAGUCCAUAGACUGGCAGUCAGUAAAUGAGAAGCGUUUGGAGCUGUUAUCAACUGUUUGCAGAAAUUCAUCUCUUUGGAACCUCACCCACACAAAUGUGCGCAAGUUUGUCUUGGACCGCAUUUUUGUGUGUGACAAGCACAAGAUUCUCUUCUGUCAGACACCCAAAGUUGGAAACACACAGUGGAAGAAGGUUCUAAUUGUCCUAAAUGGAAAGUUCUCAAAGGUUGAAGCUAUACCAGAGAACUUGGUUCAUGACCAUGAAAGAAAUGGUUUGCCUCGCCUGUCCUCUAUGACUGAAGCAGAAAUCCAUCAAAGAUUGAAUUCCUAUUUCAAGUUUUUUAUUGUAAGAGACCCAUUUGAGCGCCUCAUAUCUGCUUUCAAGGACAAGUUUGUGAAGAACCCAAGAUUUGAACCCUGGUACAAACAUGACAUUGCCCCAGCCAUCAUUCGCAAAUAUCGCAAAAGUCACCAUGAUGAUAGUGAAAGUGUGGGUCUUCAGUUUGAAGACUUUGUUCGGUACUUAGGUGACAAGCCAGGACGACAGCACUUGGACAGGCAGUUUGGUGACCACAUUAUUCACUGGCUGACGUAUGCUGAGCUGUGUGCUCCUUGUGAUAUUUCCUACAAUGUUGUGGGACACCAUGAGACUCUGGAGCUUGAUGCUCCUUAUAUUCUAAAAGCUGCUGGUAUUGCUGACCUGGUGUCAUACCCCAAUAUCCCACCAGGGAUAACCCGCUACAACCGCACCAAGGUGGAACGCUAUUUUACUGGAAUCAGCCAACGAGAUGUUCGUCGCCUCUAUGCUCAUUACCAGGGAGACUUCAGCCUGUUUGAUUACCAGAGACCUGCCUUCUUAUUGGACUGAUGUACAGAUUUCCUGAUAUUUUUUAGGCUAUUUUUUAUGGACUUUUUAGCUUACCGAUAAAAUUGUGGAUGCCUCAAAAAUAGUGUUCAAUUGCCUGACCUCCAUGAUGGUGUAUAUAUUGUUCUUUUGCACUGAUCUGAGACAUAAUUAGUUACUUUACACAUAAUAAUAGUAUUUAUGUAUUUACAUGAUGUUUGGAUUUGGCUUGGUCAAGGAUCUGCACAAGAGGGUAACUUCAGCCAUAAAUUACUAGGAUCCAACAGUGCAGCAGUAAAGUUUAUAUUUCCGUUUUGUCUUUAGUUUAUGUUUUGACUACUUUUCAUUGGUUUUAGAGUCUAAGCUUGAUGGUAAUUUCUGUAUUUGCCAUAUAAUGAUUAAUUGCCAUAAUAUUAUUUAGAAAAGUUUUAUGGAUUUCAUUAACUGAUUUUCAGACAUAGUAUAUACUAUUAUAUUAUAUUAUAAAAUAGUAUUUAAAAAGUUAAGUUAAAAUGUUGACAAUAUUUUUUUGACACCUUGCAGGGUUUUUUUUUUUUUUUUUGUAAUACCAGUUUACUUAUGAACUUAUAAUAUUUAAAUCUUUUUAUACUUAAAGUAUGGUAGUACUGAUAGAUCCCAAAAUAGAUUUUAAUAAAUCUUAUAAUAAUUUUGUUUUUAACAAUGUUCAGUUUCAUUUUGGCCUAUCAUAGAUCAGCCUUUAUCUUGAAACUAACCUUAUAUACACUCUGUGUUAAAAUAUCACUUCAAUAUCUCUUCAGAUAUCUUUCUAUUUUGCAAAGCUACCUUUAAAUCAGAUUAUGACUUGCAGAAUAGUUCAAUGCCAUGAUAAAAGCCUUUUUUUUUUUUUUUUUGUGGGUGAAUGUUUAUCCCCUGUAUGAAUAUGUAGAUCAAUAGGAAUGCACUGUUUCAGUGGACAAUUUUGUGCUCAAUAUUUGCAUUUGGUGGCAUUAGAGGAAUAUUCCAGGUUCAAUACAUUAUAAUUUGGGAUAUAGUGAUCUUGGAGGAGAUUUAACAUUCAAAAAUUAAUUAUAAAGUGCAAUUAUGAACUUUUUCCUAUUAAAAAAAAUAAAAAAAUUCAAAGUUGAACUUACAGGUUCUAAAAAAAAAUCCCUUGGUUCCCUUUCAGUCGGUCACUCUUGACGUCAUGUCGGAUGACCGACGAAUAAGAAUCUCGCUAGAGAGGCCAAUCUACUUCAAGUGUAACUAAAAAGAGCCAAUGCACAUUGGCAUGCAAUGAUUUGCAGCAGCUGCUCUGCCUCACAGCGUGGGUAUAUAAUGAGCAGCAGGUGCAUUGCAUCUUUAGUUUUUCGCUUCGGAGCCGAGCGAUCUAUACUCUCUCUACAAGUAGUGUACUAUUGUACAAGUCAGCUCUUCAGGAAGAAGCUUUCUGUUGAGGUGUUGGUGUGAUGGCAUUUACAGCGGGGUUGGUUGUCUUGUUUUCAAUCACAGCUGGUAAGAGUUGUGCUUUCAAAGAGACUUGAGAGCACACUACAGGCUACACUAUUCCCUGUGGUGUUGCCGCGGCUAUUCCCCUGUGUGCUUCAGCACCAAAGACAGCAGAUUCCUGAAAGAGCUUACACGGGUUUGAGCUUGCGUCUUUUUAAAGAUGACAUUCAGCCCUUGUGUUUCUGGAUGCGGUCGUUUCCUGUCCUCACUGAAAUAGCUUGGGUGACUUGAGUGCUGAGGGCUUGUCCUUCGGGGAACCAACCCCAUAGGGACCCAUCCCCUCUAGCGCAUUGCAAGCAGUGCAGCUUCUGGAUGGGAUUGCUGGUCCUUCUCAUGGGGGAACCUAGCGUUUCAUUUGGGGCUCCAGCUGAGGAUCAGAUGUCGAUCGCUGCAUCGGAGGGAGGGCUGUUAUGCUCUGGAAAUGAGGGUGAUGCUGAGCAUCCCACUGUAAUGGUGUGUGCCUAUGCUGACUCAGAUUCAGAGUUCACAGCCAUGCUUUCCUGGGUCUUUUCCGGUUGUGUAUGGAAAACUUGGCAGUAUGGAGCUAUAUUGGUGCCAAAAUAUGGAAUGCCAAAAGUGCCAAAAUCUGCAUAAAGUUUUUUUCCUCUCUCAGUACCCUCAACCAUGGGGUGGCUGUGCGCAGACCACACCCACCCUGCAUGUGAGACCAAGGCACUCGUAAUGCACAAAGGUAGUUCUGAGCUGGGGUUGAGCUGUGCUUGUUGACUAACCGCGAUCAAGGUCACAGCGCAGGCCCUUGGCCAGACAAUGUCCACCUCAGUGGUCCAGAAGCGCCCCCUGGCUUACCUUGCAGAGUUGCGAGAGGUCAUCAAAGUACGCUUUUCUCAAUGCUCCCAUCUCACAAGGUGGCCUUUUCGGUGACACUGUCAAGGACUGAGCCCAGCAGUUCUGCGCAGCCAGGAGCAGACAUGGGAGCUUCCCCCGACGUACCAUCAGAGUUCCUUGUGGGCCGCCCCUUAGUCUGCUUUGUACAGCCUGCUCUAUUUUGUCCACCGCAGGAAGACGAUGCCACACGUCUCUGCUGCUGUUUAAGUGGUUGGUGAAAUAUCACCCCUGAGACGGGCGACCCGGAGAUAGGGGAGGCUGCUCUCCCCCGGAGGAGGGCCGGACAGAGAAUCCUUUGAGUCAAAAUUCUGUUCUGCCACUGGAGUCACAGUGGUACCCAAAUUCUCAAAAAAGAGCAGUUCCUCUAUCUCUGGGCCCCAAGAGGGCACUUCAUCUAGUGGUGAAGAACGCGAUAGAGCCGGUCCCUCUAGCCGAUAUGAGGUCGGGUUUUACAGCCCCUACUUCAUUGUACCCAAGAACAGCAAUGGGCUACGGCCAAUCUUGGACCUGCAAGUGUUGAAUUGGAGCCUUCACAAGCUACCGUUAAAAAUGCUCACCACUGGCUGGGGUGCCACAUACAACAGGCAUGCAGUAUCAGGGGUAUGGAUGGGCCCCCAACUGCAUUGACACAUCAACUGCCUCGAGUCCAGCUGAUUUGGAGAGAGUUCGGGGAGGCUCAGGUAGACCUGUUUGCCUCUUCAGAAACCUCUCACUGCCAGCUGUUUUACUCCCUGUCCGAGGGAACACUCGGCAUGGAUGCACUGGCACACAGCUGGCCCCGGGGGCCAACGCAAAUAUGAGUUUCCCACAGUGAGCCUACUUGCACAGACCCUGUGCAAAAUCAGGGAGGACGAGGAGUAAGUCUUGUUAGUUGCGCCCUAUUGGCCCAACCGGACCUGGUUCCCAGAACUCAUGCUCCUUGUGACAGCCCCUCCCUGGCGCAUUCCUCUGAGGAAGGACCUUCUUUCUCAGAGAUGGGGCACCCUAUGGCACCCGCGUCCAGACCUCUGGAAACUCCAUGUCUGGUCCCUGGACGGGAAGGUUCUAGGUGACUUAACCCCUGAGGUACUUAACAUCAUCACUUCGGCACGAGCACCGUCUAUGAGAUGCGCUUACGCUUUGAAGUGGAACCGGUUCGUCAAAUGGUGUUCUUCUCACUGAGAGGACCCCUAAAGAUGUUUGAUCAGUGCCGUGAUUUCCUUCCUGCAGCAUGGGUUUGAGCGAAGGCUGUCUCCCUUCACCCUCAAAGUGCAUGCUGCUGCAAUAUCUGCAUAUCACAUCCACAUAGAUGCCAAGUCAGUUGGGAAGCACAACCUGGUUGUCAGGUUCCUUAGGGGGCAAGACGGUUGAAUCCUCCUCAACCCCGCUCCAUACCCUUUUGGGAGCUUGCUCUGGUGCUCUGAGUACUUCAGAAUGCUCCCUUUGAGCCCUUGCAGUCAGCAGACUUAAAGAUUCUGUCUAUGAAGACUUUGCUACUGGUUGCAUUAGCCUCUAUCAAGAGGGUAUGGGACCUGCAGGCAUUUUCGGUCAAUGAGUCGUGCCUAGAGUUUGGGCCGGGUGACGGCCAUGUGUCAAGUCAAGUCAAGUCACCUUUAUUUAUAUAGCGCUUUUUACAAUGUAGAUUGUGUCAAAGCAGCUUUACAUUGAUAACUGGUACAUUGUUUGGCUGCACAGCAGCUCUUAAAGAAUAGUGUCAAUGCAGGCAGAUCAAAGCACUGUUGAAUAUCAAAUGUCAAGUGUCCCCAACUAAGCAAGCCAGAGGCGACAGCGGCAAGGAACCCAAACUCCAUCAGGUGACAUCAGGUGGCAGACAAGUGGCAAAUUGGUGUUAAAAUGGAGAAAAAAACCUUGGGAGAAACCAGGCUUAGUCGGGGUGCCAGUUCUCUUCUGGCCAACAGUGCUUUGUUACAAUUCAGGUUGCUAUCAUAAGUCCAAUAGGAUCGCAACAUUAAAAGUAUUUAUUUCAGUUCCAUCCAAUUGAGGAUCGAAUUGAGGAUCACGCCGGUAUGGACGGUUGUUGAGGAACUGUGUCGUGGCUGUCGUGUCGAUGAGGCCCUCACAGUGGAUGAUCAGUGGACUGAGACCCCGGCCCGGCUAUGUACCCUAGGUUCCUAGCACUCCCUUCAGGGACCAGGUGGUGAACCUGCAAGCUCUGUCCCUUGAGAAGGCAGACCCAGCCCUGGCUUUGCUCUGUCUGGUCCACACUCUGUGACUGUACAUAGACAGAAGACAGAGCCUUCGGACCUCAGACCAGCUCUUUCUCUGUUACAGAGGCCAGCAGAAAGGAAAAGGCUGUCUCCAAGCAGAGGUUGGCCCACUGGAUAGUGGAUGCCAUUGCCUUGGCUUACCAAGCACAAGGCGUGCCCUGCCCGCUUAGGUUGCAUGCUCAUUCUACAAGAGGCGCUGCAUCCUCCUGAGCGCUGGCUCGUGGCGCCUCGCUGACAGAUAUUUGUAGAGCUGCAGGCUGGGCGACACCAAACAGAUUCUCGCUAGAUUCUAUAGCCUACGUGAGGAGCCGGUCUCCUGUGUUCUCACCUCAAAUGGGUAGAAGCACUGUGAGGCCCGGCUCAGUGUCGGCUUGCUGCACCAAUUCAUGCGCUGAUUGCUCCAGAAGAGUCCCUUCAGGCAAACCCUGUUGAGUCCUCCAUCACCCUCAGACCUAUAUCCCGCUGAAUCCUUGAGACCCGGGUUUUGGCUGGGUGCCAUAUGUGAGACCCUGCGGGGAUCUCAUAUGUGUAUUUUUCCACAGUUGCUCCUGAACAGAAGCCCAUGUUUUUCCCUUGGGAGAACCCACUUCUUACGAGGUUGGAGUCACCCCAGUAACUUCCAUAUGUAGUACAGUCCUACGGGGUUAGUCCAUAUGUACAUCUCCACAUAACUCAUUCGGGGAAGGAUGUGGCUUCUGCAGCGUUCCUCUUCCAGUAGGAAGGGCAUGCUUUUCCAGUGUUGUCCAGUAGUCUCACUGAGUGGGUUAUGCAGAACAGCAGUGAUUGACAUACUCUGUGUAAGCCCUGUUCGGUCGUCCUAUUAGGCAAGAUGGAGAAGGAGGCUUGCUCAGGGCACUGGAUAUGGGCAGCAGCUGUGGCCCUUUGGUAGGGAUUCCUAUUCGUCAGCCAUCCGACAUGAUGUCGAGAGUGACCGACUGAAAGGGAACAUCUCGGUUACAUAUGGUAACCCUCAUUCCCUGAAGGAGGGAACGGAGAAAACACGUCCUGUCGCCACAACUGCUGUACCCUGCUGCGUGGCCGGAUUACCAAGAUGGCUCGGCUCCUCAGCGAAAACCUAAAGAUGAUAUGCACCUGCUGCUCAUUAUAUACCCACGCUGCGAGGCAGAGCAGCUGCUGCAAAUCAUUGCAUGUGCAUUGGCUCAUUUUAUACACUCGAAGUAGAUUCGUUGGUCAUCCCUAUGUGACAUCUCCGUUCCCUCCUUCAGGGAACGAGGGUUACCAUAUGUAACCAAGACAUUAUUUGGCAGUUCUUAUUUAAAACUUUCUUGUGGUCAAAAGGGUUCAUAUUAGAACCUGGACUACUGUCAAGGUUCCUUUAUGAACCUUUUUAAAAUUGACUGAAGAGAUGUAUUUUGUAAUUAUCUGAGGCCUGUGGUCUUGGAACAUGUUGAUCAUGCACAAAAAUUGAACUUUUUAUUUUUUACAGCUUCAAAAUCAUGCCUUCAAUGCUUGAAUAAUUACAGACUACGCAUAUCAUAAUUGUUCUUAUUUCACCUUUUUUACAUUAGACAUGAUCAAGUGGUGCACACAUCCUGCUGCUUGCACUUCAAAGUGUGUGUGGCAAGCAGGACGAAGCCAAGAGCCGUGAGAAUGGGGAUGAAUGGACUCUCGAGGCGGUGGGCUGGAGUGAGUUGCAAGGGGGACGGACGAACUCGCUGCUGGCCACCUGGGUUGUGGUGGGGCGGCUGCCAUCCAUGAGUGAGUGGAGUCGCCGCCGCUGUUUGCCGAGGCUGGAGCCUGCUGCCGUCCGCCAUGAUGGGGAGGAGCAGGGAAUGGGGGAUUCCUGCCGGCUGCCCGAACCCGGAGGGAGUGGAGUCGCCGCCCCCUUGCAACUCACUCCAUCCCACCGCCUCGAGCGUCCAAGGUGGAAGACUCUGCACAGCCAUGCUCGAUGGCACCGCGGGAGUAGAGCGCAGUCUCGUGGGAACCCCCGGCCUGUGGCAAGCAGGACGAGGCCGUGAGAACAAGGUGAGGCAGGUGGCAUGAUUGAUGAGUGACACCUGCGCACUGCACCGGUCUCGAGUUUCUCAUGGAGGAGCUCUGGGAGCAUAAAAGGAGGAGUGAUGACAGUGACGGACGAGAGAGGACUGUUUUUGUUAUGUUUUGUUUAUGUGUGUGCGACAGUCGUCCGUGAGGGACUGCCGCUUUUACUUUCGUUUUGUUGUUUGUUUAUUUUACAUUAUAUUAAAGUGUUGAACUUG